AGGACAAUGGGCGGCCGUGCGGCCACCGCGGUGGCGCUGCUGGCGAUCAUGCUGGCGAUGCUGGCGGGGGAGACUUACGCGCAAUAUGGCGGUCGCGGCGGAUACUACGAAGACGACGACAUCACAGAUCGUGCGGUGGAGUACUACAUGAUGCAACAGCAGGUCGAGGGAGAGGAGGGGAGGACGAGUGAGGAUUCUGACGGGAGGAUGAAGGCCCAGCAGCAGCGCAUGCAAGAGGAAAUGAUUCGAAGAAAGCAAGAGGAGGCUGAGCUAGCUCGUCAGGAAGCGAUGAGGAGAUCACAGCAAGAGGAGAUGCGGCAGGAAAUGAUGAGACAGGAGGCCAUGCGGCAGGAGGCCAUGCGGCAGGAGGCCAUGAGACAGGAGGCCAUGAGACAGGAGGCCAUGCGGCAGGAGGCCAUGAGACAAGAGGCCAUGCGGCAAGAAGCUGUUCGGCAAGAAGCUAUGCGCCAAGCGAUGCUCGAGGCAGAGGAGGAAGAGAUGCUCAUGCAGCAGCAGGCAUACGCGCAGCAGCAGGCAUACGCGCAGCAACAAGCAUACGCGCAGCAGCAGGCCCAACAGCAGCGAGCGAAGAACAUCCACGAACAGCAGUUCCAACAGGCGCAGCAGAAGCACCAGGCGCAAAACGCGGCAGCUGUUGCUGGCUCCAUGGAUGAUGCAACCACGCUUGCAGAGAAGGGCACGCUCCUGAUGUCAAAGGGACACUACAAGAACGCGCUCGUUACCUAUGACAAGUGCCUGGCGAUCCAACUGAAGCACCUGGGCGACCUUCAUCCCAUAGUCGCUCACACGGUUGACCUCAUGGGCGUCGCUCUCCUGCGCGUGGGAGCAGCUGAGGAGGCGCUGGAAACCUUCGAGAAGGCUGCCUACAUCUAUGAGAAUUCAGGUCAAGGGGUUCACCCGGACCUCGCGCUCACGCUUAUGCACGUGGGUCAAGCCUAUGAGCUCGAAGCUGAGAACGUCCAGCGAGUUGGACCGAAGAAAGAAUGGUUGCGACAGAUCGAAGAGUACUCGAACCAAGCCUACGACUUCUAUGAGAAGGCCCUCGAGAUGUUCCAAGAAAGGGUGGAAGGCAACGAGCCAGACCUCGACGUAGCCAAUGUCGUCCAUGCCAUGGGCAACGUGCAUAACAUUCGCGGCGAAUACAUGGAGGCUCUCCGCAAGUACAAGUACGCGCUCGAACACAAGGAAUGUCACAUGAAGAUUCUCGGGGAAGAUGACCCCUCGGUCGGGUGGACGAAGAACAACAUCGGCAAUGCUUUCAAGGGACUUUAUAAGGUGGACGAGGCGCUCAAGUGGUACAACGAGGCAUUGAGCACUGUCUCGAAGAUAUUCGGACCGGACCACCCGGAGGUCGCACAUGUACACUGGAACAUCGCUCUCUGUUAUCAAACCAAGGGCGAAGUCGACGCAUCCAAGAGGAAGCUCGGAUGGCACAACUCCUGGCCGUUCAAGUUUUUCUCCGCUGCUACCAAGAAGAGGAUUGUUCAUGAAGGCAAGGACUUCGAGGCUAUGGUAAAGCAUCUCAAUCAUGCUUUCGACGUCUUCGUCAAGCGCCUUGGUGAGGAUCAUGUCUCAACCCAGCGCGCCACACAGGCAAUCAUGGCGGUUCGCGAGCUUGUCAGAGACUAGUUCGACCGUUAAUAUCUGUAACCGUUUGAUUCCUAAUUGUGUAACGGUAACCGUUCAAUGUACAACCGUCUGCUGCU
Guillardia theta CCMP2712 is the source of this 1727-nucleotide messenger RNA. RefSeq lists its product as hypothetical. The record is from RefSeq and is a predicted model, not a curated record. Bases 7 to 1650 code for a protein of 547 amino acids. The transcript is spliced from 22 exons. Gene Ontology annotation, molecular function: protein binding. Lineage: Eukaryota; Cryptophyceae; Pyrenomonadales; Geminigeraceae.